Molecule: messenger RNA, 712 nt
Organism: Racocetra persica
Lineage: Eukaryota; Fungi; Glomeromycota; Glomeromycetes; Diversisporales; Gigasporaceae
Source: the annotation of a GenBank genome assembly
AUGGUUAAACGUUCAACAAUUAUAAAAACUUCAAAUAUAUUAGCAUACUUUUUGUUUCUUAGUGUAAGCAUUCUUUGGGAAUUUAGUGUUAAUCAGGAAAAAUCUCCGUACACUCCUGCUGUAAUUAAUACAUAUAUUGGUCCUGUUUUUUUCACUUAUUUUAUUUGGGUUAUUAUUCAUCUUUUUCUUGCUGGAUUUGUCAUAUAUCAAGUCUUUGAACUUCGCGACGAUCUACUUGACAAUGGCAUUCAAUGGUACUUUGUUGCUGUUACGUUACUUAAUACUCUCUGGUUGACUUUAUGGCAUAUAGAUUUAAUCAUUAUAUCAUGGUUAGCGAUAAUAGUAGCUGCUGUGCUAAUUUCUGCUAUCUAUUGGAAUCUUAAAGAAAAAUUUCGUCCUAAAGACAAAUAUGAAUUGUUAUUCAUCCAUAUUCCAUUUUCCCUUUAUCACGCUUGGAUCUUUGUCUUAACAAUCAUUACCACUUUUACUUUAUUUACACCUAAACCUAAUAUUAAUGAUAAAGGUCCAACCAUGGUAGUUCUAGUUUUUGUAAUAAUAGGAUUAAUUCUUAUGGAAGUUAUUGCUAUUGUUUAUAUUGAGAGAUUUAAAGAUGUAGCUGGUGCAGCAAUCAUUGCUUGGACUCUAUUUGGAAUAGCUGUUGAACAGACGAAUAUACUUAGUCAUUGGAUUGCCUUAGCAUUGAUGGUUGUGU